Messenger RNA from Schistosoma turkestanicum, 1405 nucleotides. The record is from the annotation of a GenBank genome assembly. Lineage: Eukaryota; Metazoa; Platyhelminthes; Trematoda; Strigeidida; Schistosomatidae.
GUGUUGGAAAUUGAGCGCCAAGAUUGUUCUUACGAACUUGAUAGCAGGUCAGCUGAUGGUGAAUGCUCCCUACAUAUAUCUUUGUUUGUUGACUUUUCCACCCACUCGCUAGAAAACCUCAUUCUUUGUUUUCAGUUGCUUCUUUUGGAUUAUGUCUGGGCCACAGCUGCCGAAAUGUGUGUUUCUUGUUAAAUCCAAUAAUGUUUUUAGCUCUGGGAUACUGUAUGAAGCUCGCUAUACAAGAGUCUCUUCAUAAUUUCGAACAAAGCAUACAACUUUCCACAAGGUUGUCAAACACCAGCUACGAGAACUUUGCUGAAAUGGUUUCUCAUUUAAAUCAACUGUGUAUCUCUACUUUCGGAGAAAAGUGUUCGUUUGUAAAAUUCUUUGUAAAGAAGCAACCGCAAAAUCUUUUCUGGAGAUUUUCAACCAAAGUCUUCUGUAGAAUUUCAGAAAAAAACCGUUCAGUAUAUAGAACUUUUGAACUGAUUGAAUUUUUGCGGUUAUAUGAUAAAAUCGUCCACUUCAAGUCAAUGAUUGAUUCCCAACCUCAGAUGCAGAAUGUUACCAGUGAAAUGUCUGAUGACCCUUGUUGUAUCUGCUUUGAUAGAGAGCCUGAUACCGUUCUUGCCUGCAUGCACGCGUUCUGCCAACCAUGCAUUUACAAAUGGGCCAGAAUUGGUUAUAAAUUACCAUCAGAACGUUCAGAAUCGUCUACUGGUCAAGCAUCAAGCAGCUGUCAACCCUCAGAUAGUAAUCGCAGUCAAUGCCCUAUCUGUAGGUCAACGUGUACAAAUAUCUCUACAUCUUGGGCGUUAAUUGGCGUUCAGUUACCAAAAAACCAUUUACACCAAAUCUCGGGCAUUGUUUUUCGUUUAAUCUCACGUACUGGUCGACCGUCAGAUACAUUUCCUGAAGUUGGUGAUGAUGAUGGUAAUGAUCGCAGAGAAGAAACAACUCACACUGUUAUUGGUCAUAAGCAUAAUCCCACAUAGAAUGUCUUACAUCGUAACAUGCUGUACAGUAACUUAUGAUUAUUUUACAUUUUUCUUCGAUCUCCACUAACACAUCCAAUCUGAUAUUUUACUAUUACAGUCGUUUGAACUACGAAAUCGAAAUUAGUUUUUCCAUUGAAUCAAUAAAUUCUAUGGCAGUAUCUUGGUUUUUUCAAAGUUGAUCAUUAACUCUUUACCAAACCUAUAAACUAAAUGUAAAAGUUAACUGACAGUUUUUUCUAAUUUUUUCAUCUUCAUAGUUAAAUUUUCUGCAUACUUUUUCAUAUAUAUAUAUCCGAUUUCGAAUUCUAAGUCAGUAAAGUUAACUCACUUAUCUAUUUUGGUUAGGUUUACUAAUUCCUCUUCGGUCAAUAACCUACCGACCAUAGCUGCUACCUUGACGUAGUGGU